This is a messenger RNA of Wasmannia auropunctata (little fire ant), 1206 nucleotides long. RefSeq names its product kynurenine formamidase (gene KFase). Gene Ontology annotation, molecular function: arylformamidase activity. The transcript is spliced from 8 exons. Gene Ontology annotation, cellular component: cytoplasm. Lineage: Eukaryota; Metazoa; Arthropoda; Insecta; Hymenoptera; Formicidae. The record is from RefSeq and is a predicted model, not a curated record. Bases 163 to 1050 code for a protein of 295 amino acids.
AUAUAAUUAUAGUAGUGCACACACUGACAGGCAAAGCCAAGAAAAUGCAGUGUAUCGGAUAUCUAAAGAAAACAGCAGCAGUGUCCAACGGGCAUUGCUGUGAGUAACAAGCAGCGAUCACUGGCGAUUACAUUCCCUGACAAGUCAAACAGUUGAUAAAAGAUGGCUAUGUCUGAGCACGAGCGACUGUACACCCCGAGUGAAUGGAGCAAACGAUAUAAAUCUGAGGAGCUGCUCGAGCGGUUCAAUAAAUUCUGCGAAGAAGUUACGGAAACGGUUCGGAAAACUGUUAAAUGCGAACUUAACGUGCCAUAUGGUCCUACGGAGCGCGCAAAGUACGACAUAUAUGGCACCGAUUUACCGAAAGAUGCACCGAUAUUUGUGUUUAUCCAUGGCGGAUAUUGGCAGGAAUUCAGCAAGGAUCUCACUGGGUUCUCGGUACCCUUGUUCGUUAAGAAUAAGAUUAAAGUAAUAACAGUUGGAUACGAUUUGUGUCCGAAUGUCAAACUUGGAGAUAUAGUAGCGGAGAUAAAAUCAGCGGUCGCGCAGAUAUUGAAAUAUGCGGCUGAUUCAGGCUCAAAAUACGUGUGCAUCGCUGGACAUAGCGCCGGAGCGCACUUGGUCGGGUGUUUAUUGCACGACGACGAUUGGAUCAAACGCAUGACGCAGCAAGGAUAUUUUGGAUUAUUAAAGGAAAUCGUACUUAUUGGCGGCAUUUAUAAUAUAAAACCUGUAAUCGAUACCAGUUAUGGAGAAAAUCUCAAAUUGACCGACGAAGUAAUUAAGGCAUUUAGUAUUAUCGACCUUAAUGAAGCAAAAAGCCGUCGUAUCAGUGGCUUGAAAGUUACCGUAACUGUAGGUGACUGCGAUUCUCCAGCAUUUGUGGAUGAAUCGCGUAAAUACGCUCAGAAAAUGAUUUCCAUUGUGGAUAACGUGGAAUAUCUUUUACUUCAAGACAUCGAUCAUUUUGACAUAGUGGAGAAAUUAUUGGAUUCAAACUACCAUCUCGCUAAAUUGAUAUUGAAUUGUCUUCAACCGGAUCUUCGUUAAAUGAAUAUGAAAAGGAGUAAUUAUUUUGUUACAAGGCGUUUAUGUAUUACAAAAUACAAUUUCGUUAAAAAAAUUUAUUAAUUAUAUUAAUGUGCCUCUUUUUGAGAUAUAUUUGACUUAUAUAUUGACUUAAACUAGAAAUGUUCUGUAUAGACA